CAAACGAUAAAUACAAACGCCCAACCAAUUUCUGAUAAUCAUUCACACUACCUCCACUUCAUCAAAUGGCACCUAAACCAGUCUCGACCGCCUCAAAGGCCCCUGCUUCCACUGCUGCCUCAAAGGCACCUGCAAAGACAACCGACAAGGCUAAGAAGGCUACAAAGACUUCUGCCGCCGCUGCUGCCGGGGCUGAUGGUGAAAAGAAGAAGCGUCGCAAAGUCCGCAAGGAGACCUACUCCAGUUACAUUUACAAGGUGUUGAGGCAGGUGCACCCUGAUACUGGUAUCUCCAACAAGGCAAUGGCCAUCUUGAACUCUUUCGUCAACGACAUUUUCGAGCGCAUCGCAACUGAAGCAUCCAAACUCGCUGCUUACUCCAAAAAAUCGACAAUAUCUUCUCGGGAGAUCCAAACAUCUGUACGACUGAUCCUACCUGGUGAACUUGCCAAGCACGCCAUCUCAGAAGGCACCAAGAGUGUCACCAAAUUCUCAAGCUCAUCAGCAAAGUAGGCUUGUCCUUGGUUGUUCUACUGUUGUUUCGUUGGACAGCAUGCGCUGUUGUACUCUAGAUGUAUCAUUUACAUUAUUUUAAUCUACUGUUUCGAUCGGGAUCUUGCAAAAUCUGUGGACCUUCAAAUAAUGAGUGUUGAGCUCGAUCACUAGAAAGUGACCACCGAUAUACUGUAUACUUCAGUGACCAGCCGUGAUUGGUAUGAUUCACGGCUCGGGUGCUCGGAGAUGUCAUAUGAUUGAAGUAU
Molecule: messenger RNA, 760 nt
Organism: Suillus bovinus
Lineage: Eukaryota; Fungi; Basidiomycota; Agaricomycetes; Boletales; Suillaceae
Product: histone-fold-containing protein
Exons: 4
Coding region: 66-512 (148 amino acids)
Biological process (GO): nucleosome assembly
Cellular component (GO): nucleosome
Molecular function (GO): DNA binding; protein heterodimerization activity; structural constituent of chromatin
Source: RefSeq, a predicted model, not a curated record